Labrus mixtus (cuckoo wrasse) is the source of this 1714-nucleotide messenger RNA. RefSeq names its product JunB proto-oncogene, AP-1 transcription factor subunit b (gene junbb). Bases 336 to 1319 code for a protein of 327 amino acids. Gene Ontology annotation, cellular component: transcription regulator complex. Lineage: Eukaryota; Metazoa; Chordata; Actinopteri; Labriformes; Labridae. The transcript has a single exon. The record is from RefSeq and is a predicted model, not a curated record. Gene Ontology annotation, biological process: regulation of transcription by RNA polymerase II; regulation of cell population proliferation; regulation of cell cycle. Gene Ontology annotation, molecular function: RNA polymerase II cis-regulatory region sequence-specific DNA binding; DNA-binding transcription factor activity, RNA polymerase II-specific; transcription factor binding.
GGUUUCUCUGAACACACCUCAACAAGUACCCAACAGCAACACAUCUCCAGAGCGGGAACUGAGAGUUAAAGUUUACCCCUGAGCGGACAGUGAAGAGAACAGAAACAGGACACUGGAGAAAGACUUUUAACAUCUGACACUGAGCUGCUUGUUGUUGGACUGUUUGGACUUUUCACUCUUUCGCCUUUUGGAGUGAUUUUUUAAUUCAUUUGGGACACUUGAGAGAGACGCCGAGUGCCUGAGUUGUGGCUUGUUUCUGCUGACUCUGACAUUUAUUGAUUAAAGGAGAGUGUUUCUAAAAGAAGCUGGUAAGCUCACCUUUUCCUUCGACUUUCAUGUCUACAAAGAUGGAGCAGCCUUUCUAUCAUGACGACUCUUUUCUGUCGGCUUACAGCCACUCAGACGCAGCAAUGCACGACUACAAACUGCUGAAGCAGAACAUGAACUUGAACUUGACAGAGCCUUAUCGCAACCUGAAGUCUCAGCUGAGAGCCGAGACCGACCAGUACCAGGGUGGGCAUCAAGACAUGGGGUCCCUGAAGCUCGCGUCCCCCGAGCUGGAGAGGCUCAUCAUCCAGAACAGUAACGGGGUGAUCACCACUCCCACCCCGGGACAGUACUUCUACAACCGGGGUAUCACGGAUGAGCAGGAGGGCUUCGCGGAGGGCUUCGUGAAAGCUCUGGACGAGCUGCACAAGAUUAACCAGAUUCCUCCUAACGUGUCCAUUGGAGCCGGAGGAGUUACAACGUGUUCCGCGGCGGCCUCUAGCGUCUUCGGCUCCACCCUGCAGCCGGAGCCUCCAAUCUACACCACCCUGAGCGCCUAUUGCCCCAACACGAGCAUCUCUUCCGCAUCCAGCUACCCCACAGCCACUAUUAGCUACCUGCCGCCGCACCAGCAGAGCCACCCUCAGACCUCCACGCACGGCUCACACCCGUUCCAGCACUCCCUCGCCGGCUCGGGCAUCCACCAGCAGCGGCUCGUGACUCUGAAAGAGGAACCCCAAACCGUGCCGGACCUCCUCAGCAGCGACGGCUCACCCCCCAUGUCCCCGAUCGACAUGGAUACCCAGGAGCGGAUCAAGGCGGAGCGCAAGAGGCUGAGGAACCGGCUCGCAGCCACUAAGUGCCGGCGGCGCAAGCUGGAGCGCAUCGCCCGGCUGGAGGAGAAGGUGAAGGGUCUAAAGAGCGACAACGUGGGGCUUUCCAACACGGCGUCAGUGCUCCGGGACCAGGUCGCCCAGCUCAAACAGAAGGUCCUGACGCACGUGAGCAGCGGCUGUCAGCUGAUGCUAACGAGUAAGAUGGAGGCGUUUUAAACACCAGAGACUAAUAACUAACAGACUGAAAGUAAAAAACACUGGAGUCAUGAUCUGCAUGCACAGCACUGGGAGAAACAGCUGAUGCCUGUGUUUGAGAACUGAUAGAAAAUGGUACUUCCGGAUGCUGGGCAUCACUCAGAGAACCAUUGAACCCGAGACACCAUCAGGACAGCAUCCAGACUGAGCAGAGUCUGCUCACUGAUGGUAGAAAUGGGAAUGAUACUUGUAUUUCUUUGUACCUUUUACAACUGAUAUUGUCAUGCAAUGCUGCAUUUAUUCUGUGUGUAAAUUAUUUGGUUUGUCCGGUUGAUCCAGACAAACUGAUGAUGUCCAAUGUUUACACUGUCUUUUUUUAUUUGUGAUGUAUUUAAGUAAAGUGUCUUCAAAUGAAA